Molecule: messenger RNA, 2220 nt
Organism: Nothobranchius furzeri (turquoise killifish)
Lineage: Eukaryota; Metazoa; Chordata; Actinopteri; Cyprinodontiformes; Nothobranchiidae
Gene: mtfr1
Product: mitochondrial fission regulator 1
Biological process (GO): aerobic respiration; mitochondrial fission
Cellular component (GO): mitochondrion
Source: RefSeq, a predicted model, not a curated record
CUCAUCCCAUGCUACUCCCUCCAUACUCCCUGAACAUUUUAUGUUGUCGACUUGAGAAGGGGUAUAAACUCCAGAAAGUUGUCAAGUCAACGUUUAUUCUAUAAGAUUCAACCUUAAACUAAAGUUGUUAUUUGGCUUUAAUUAUAACCGACGCCGGUAAAUAUUCCCGGUAAUCACCGAGUCAGCGGAAGGAAAGUUUGAGUUCCGCUUGCUGAUCAUGCUGAGCUGUGUUGAUUUUAUCUGUUCUUGUGCAACAAAUCAGCAGGAAUGAGUGAAGAGCAUGCCAGGACUGAGAUGGACCUGGCUUUUGGCUCAGCAAAGCCCUACGGGUCCUCAAGAAGUAUCAUAAGAAGAAUAGCUACAAGUCUUCCCAUUAAACCUUGUCCCAGGGUUCAUUUUCAGCUCUUCCCAUACACAGAGGGGACCGGCGUUCUUAUUGGCACCCGGAAGCAGCACAGCUUUGUGGCCUCACUUGCUGAUAUCGCCUGGAUUGACGGGGAGGAGGAGGAUGAUGAUGAUGAAGGCUGUGUUGGAAACCCCAGCAGGUCAGAGAUCCCAGCGGGGCUCAUGUUUAGAGUCCAGCGGCCUCAGAGAAAACCCCUCCCUCGUCAGAGGUCUCUGCCCAGCCUGCACCAGGGAGCUCCAGACCCCCAGGGAGCUGCGACUGCGAACGACGAGGCCAUCCAGAAGAUCGGUGUGCUGGAGACUGAACUCGCCAAACUCAGAGCACAGAUAGCUCAGAUUGUCAUGGCUCAGGAAAAGACCGCACAGUCAGCUGCUGCUACAGGGGUACCUCCCCCUCCACCUUCUGGUGCCCUUCCUCCUCCCCCACCUCCGCCUCCUCCACCUCUGCCUCCACCAGGACUGCAGCGGACAUUUUCAGCCAUUGAGUUGAUAAAAGAACGCAGAGGGAAGAACACAAACAGUCAGGCGACUCUGGAUUCAAAACAAGCAGAAAUCCCAAACAUGCUUGAGAUCUUAAAGGACAUCAGCAAAGUGAAGCUGCGAUCCGUGCAAAGUCGUUCGGUAGAUGAAGAUACCAGAGCAAAGCCCCAGGAGCCGGCAGACGCAGCCGCUCUCAUCGCUGAAGCCCUCAAACGCAAGUUCGCCCAUCGUUACCGGCACGGCAGUGACCAGGACGACAAGACCGACUUACCACAUCCUGUUCCAGAGGUCAAAGUUCAAACGGAAACCCCUCUGUUUGGGCAGCACAUGUUGAAGCCGACCGGGAAGAGAAAGUUGGUCUGAUUGGGGGAAUUUAACCCCUAACCUGUCGAUUCAAACGGUCCAUUAGCAAGUGCCUCGGUGAUCCCGUCAACAUUCCCGAUUCAGUGUAGAGAGCCCAAAUGUCAUCCUCGUGGAUCAUCCUGAGGUGUUUAUUUUUGCACUUUUAUAACUUAAAUCAGCUCCGUUUCAUAAACAUUCGAUGUGAGAGGAUUCGUUUCCAGUCAGAUGUUUGAUAAACAUAUUGCACAUGCAAUCGGUUUUGAUCCUCGUUUUUAGGGGUGUUCAAAAGCCGACGCUGGCGGAGCACUUUGUGACAGACGGCGUUGCGACGCGCGUACGAAUCCUAGAUGAAUGUAUGAUUGGGAGUUUAUUUUUAUGAAGCUUUAGUUUUGUUUUUAAACUGGAAUAUGUUGUAGAGCGGUCAGGGACUCAUUUAAAGGUUCUCUGUCAAACGGAGCGGCAUCUGAAAAUACUUGAGACUUCUUACGGUUGCCAGUCUGAUAGUUGUUAGGUAUGAGCUGUUUUAGUUAUUCUUUUAUUUGCCGUCUAAUAACCAAAAACAUUCCACUUGAUGCCCUGCAGGAUUCUGUACACCCUCAUGUUUAGCUUUUCACAAGGAUGUCCUGCUUUCAGGUUCUUACAUACUGGGGAACGUGUACUGGAACGUUAAUAGGUCUCACUAAGUAACGCUAAAUAUUGAAUCGGUACCUACCUCUGUAAACGAGUUGCCUUUUGUCCUCUGUUCUGGCAUCAGUGGUCUUAAUAAUGCCUUCUUUAAAUAAUCUUUAUAUUUUCGGAGUGUGAAAUGAAGUUUGAGGUCACCUCAUUUGUAAAAUGUUUCGUUAUGACGCCUGUAACACUAAUGCUGUUUAUAAGGGAUGGUGGACUGAGUGUGUCCGUUGGAAGAAAUUUUAAUUUACAGUUCAAGAUUUUGUUGAAGAAUUGUCCAACAGAAGCUAAAUUAUUGAAGCUUUUAAUAAAAGUUAAACCCUC